Messenger RNA from Penicillium alfredii, 2358 nucleotides. Its product is annotated as glycosyltransferase. The coding region runs from base 1 to 2358 and encodes 785 amino acids. The record is from RefSeq and is a predicted model, not a curated record. Gene Ontology annotation, biological process: carbohydrate metabolic process. Gene Ontology annotation, molecular function: hexosyltransferase activity; UDP-glycosyltransferase activity. Lineage: Eukaryota; Fungi; Ascomycota; Eurotiomycetes; Eurotiales; Aspergillaceae. The transcript is spliced from 7 exons.
AUGUCUCAAGAAAAUGAUCCACUCUACGAGUCGCCAGAUAUACCCCUAGACCAGGCCGAUGUUCGAGAUGACGGUCGCAUUGAGCUCGAUCUGGACUCAAAGGCCUGUGGUGCCUUGAGUAAACUCAUUCCCUGGCCCAGUGAAAAAGAGCCAGAAAGCCCGCCCCCGGCCUAUACAGAGUCUGCCGCUCAUGAAAUCCACCUGAAGCUGAACGUCGUCAUUCAGGUAGUGGGGAGCCGCGGUGACGUGCAGCCAUUCAUUGCACUGGGCAACGAGCUACAAAAACACGGUCACCGUGUGCGACUAGCCACCCACGAUGUCUUUGGGUCAUUUGUGCGCGACUCGGGGCUCGAAUUCUACCCCAUUGGCGGGGACCCCGCAGAGCUGAUGGCCUACAUGGUCAAGAACCCCGGAUUAAUCCCACAGAUCAAAAGCAUCCGUGAAGGAGAUAUCAAGCGAAAACGCGCAAUGAUCUCUGAGAUGCUGCAUGGUUGUUGGCGGUCGUGUGUUGAGAACGAUCCUCUGACAAACACACCUUUCGUCGCGGAUGCUAUUAUCGCCAACCCCUCCAGUUUUGCUCCUAUCCACUGCGCUCAGGCCCUCGGGGUCCCGGUGCAUAUGAUGUUCACUAUGCCCUGGACGAGCACCCGCGCAUUCCCCCAUCCCCUGGCGAACUUGAAAUACUCUGAUAUGAACCCCAAUCUGGCCAACUUUCUUUCUUACGGAAUUGUGGAGUGGAUGACCUGGCAGGGAACCAGGCUAGGCGAUGUGAUUAAUGACUGGCGCAAAACAAUGGAUUUGGAGCCCAUCCCGGCUACCGAAGGCCCCAACUUGGCUUCGACACUCAAAGUGCCCUUUACCUACUGCUGGUCAACCGCGCUGAUGCCGAGACCAACAGACUGGGCAUCACAUAUCGACGUGUGUGGGUUUUUCUUCCGUGAAACACCACGCUAUUCACCUCCGCCCGAGCUCGAGGCUUUCCUGCAGGCUGGCCCUGCACCUAUCUACGUAGGGUUCGGAAGCAUUGUGAUCGAUGACCCUGAGCAGUUCACCAAAACCAUUCUGGAAGCUAUCGAUGUCGUCGGGGUGCGGGCAAUCAUCUCCCGAGGUUGGAGUAAGCUCGGGGGAGAGCCCUCCGACAAGAUCUUCUACAUCGAUGACUGUCCUCACGAGUGGCUGUUUCAGCACGUUUCUGCGGUGAUGCACCAUGGGGGCGCAGGGACAACAGCCUGUGGACUACGCUAUGGGCGACCAACGGCAAUCGUGCCGUUCUUUGGCGAUCAACCUUUCUGGGGCAAGGUAGUUGCCGCAGCUGGAGCCGGUCCACAGCCUGUUCCUUACCGCGAGGCCGACAGCAACAGCCUCGCCGAUGCAAUUUUGACCAGUUUACAACCGGAAACAUUGACUGCAGCCAGAGACAUUUCCAUCAAAAUGCAAUCAGACGCCGGUGUUCGAGCAGCAGUUGAUUCAUUCCAUAAAAACCUCCCCGUCGACAAAAUGCGUUGCGAAUUCUUCUCUGAUCAGCCCGCCGUCUGGGUCUACAAAAAGACCCUGCCCAAGCCGAUUCGCUUAUCCAAAGCAGCAGCACAGAUCUUGGGAGGCCAUAUGUGCCUAGAUCCAAAACAUCUCCAAUGCUAUGAUGCCAAGCCAAUAAUCAUCGAGAAUCGACGAUGGGACCCCGUCACUGGGACCACCUCUGCCUUUGGUGGGGUCCUAACAGACGUCGCCAAAGACACGAGCAAUCUAGUGCGCAAGCCAUACAAAGAGUACCAGCGAGGUCGACAGGGUAGCACUCCAAGUCCCGGAAUCUCCCGCGCAGCCAGCACUUCAACCGCAUCUUCUUCUACCGGAGGGGCGGGACAGUCACCUGGAGAUCAGCAAGCCGACAUACCAUUCCUCACACCAACGCGGUCUCAGACGCUAGUGACCACCGGCGCAAUGACUGCCGAAACAGCCAAGGGCGUGGGCAAGUUCAUUGCCCAUUGGUACAAAGGCACAAUCGUCGACAUCCCUCUCGCUACGACACAGGGUCUGCGAAACAUACCCCGCUUAUAUGGCGAGGAGGUGCCCGAUCACGGCCCCGUUACGGACUGGAGGUCUGGUGCUAUGGUCGGGGGCAAGAACUUUGUGCAUGGGAUGGUUGAUGGAUUCACGGGGCUUGUUAAUCAACCGUAUGAAGGUGCCAAGAAUGGUCCCCUUGGUGUGAUCAAGGGGUUCGCCAAGGGGACUAUUGGGUUGGGGGCGAAGGCUGGGUCUGACAGAUUGCACAGGCUCGCCUUCAGGAAGGGGAGUAUCUGGUUGGGUUGGAUGUCUUUCAAGAUCGUCAUGGCCCUGUGCUUCAGUCCUUUGAUGAUUUGA